AUGCUCAAGGCAAAGGUACUGAUAGUUGGUGCAGGAGGACUGGGAUGUCCUGUGGCGUUGUAUCUUGCGUGUGCGGGAGUCGGCACAAUUGGUAUUGUCGACUAUGAUGCCGUCGAGCUGGGUAACUUGCAUCGUCAGGUAGGUCACACCGAGUCGAGACAAGGAGUGUCCAAGGCAGAGAGCUUGGCCAUGUCUAUCAAGGAGAGAAACAGUGACAUCCAAACUAUUGUACACGAGACCAUGUUUACGAGUGACACGGCUAUGGAGAUUGUACAACACUAUGACAUUGUCAUUGACGCGUCUGAUAAUGUCGCCACGAGAUACCUAUGCAACGAUUGCUGUAUAUUGGCAGGCAAGCCAUUGGUCAGUGGCUCUGCUUUAAAGUGGGAUGGCCAACUAACCGUCUACAACUAUGGACCCACCUGUCCAUGCUACCGAUGUAUCUUUCCAACACCUCCUCCAGCCGACACUGUCACCAAAUGUUCUGAUGGUGGUGUAUUGGGUCCUAUUGUCGGAGUGAUUGGCAGUAUGCAGGCUUUGGAGGCCAUCAAGAUCAUCUCCAAGGUGGAUGGUGUUUUGGCCGGUCGUUUAGUCAUCUACGAUGGACAACAGGCCACAUUCAAGACUGUCAGACUCCGCACACGUCGUCCCAACUGCGUAGUAUGUGGUGACGCACCAACGAUUACCCAGCUCAUCGAUUAUACCCAGUUUUGUCAAUCGCCCUAUUCCGAGUCAUCUGGCAAAGCCGCCGAUCGAAUCGAUACCAAUCUUAUCGUCUCUUGUAAAGAUUAUCACCAACAUGUCUACACAACCAAUUCCCCUCAUAUAUUAUUAGACGUCAGACCGAAAAUACAAUUUGAUAUUUGUUCAAUCCCAAAUUCCAUCAAUAUACCAGUUGAUGAAUUAAACAAGUCUGACAAUAUCAACAAAAUAGAUCAAUUAAUUUCACAUGAUUCUUCAUUGCCAAGUAUGUUACAAAAACUUACAAAUCAAUAUCAUCAUUUAAUAUUAUUAUUAAUAUUAAUAUUCCAUUCCGAUUGUAUGUAUAGGGAAAAGGAAUCCAACGUUGUCAUUAAACAUAUCAGAGAUGGGUUAUUAGGAUGGAGUGAUGAUAUAGAUCCAUCUUUUCCCAUUUAUUAA
Molecule: messenger RNA, 1140 nt
Organism: Cavenderia fasciculata
Lineage: Eukaryota; Evosea; Eumycetozoa; Acytosteliales; Cavenderiaceae
Gene: mocs3
Product: molybdenum cofactor synthesis 3
Exons: 3
Coding region: 1-1140 (379 amino acids)
Cellular component (GO): cytoplasm
Molecular function (GO): URM1 activating enzyme activity; nucleotidyltransferase activity; thiosulfate-cyanide sulfurtransferase activity
Source: RefSeq, a predicted model, not a curated record